GGGGUGAGGAGGUGAGGAAGGGGGGGGACGACGCCCCAGGGAGCAUCCCCGGGACUCGGCUCCCGCCCCUCCGGGGGGAUCCAAGGGCGCCGAGCGGGGAGGAGCAGGGAGAGGAGAUGGUUCCUGAACAGGGACUGACCUGCGGGAGAGCCCGGCUCAGUCCCACCGGGAGGGAAAGGGAGCUGGGGAGGGAGCUGGGAAGUAAGUCAGAAGGCAAGCCAGGAAUUGAGCAGGGAAGUGAUCCAGGUAUUGAGCCAGGAAGCAAGUUGGGAAAUGAGCUGCAAAAUGAGUUGGGAAGUGAGUUGGGAAGUGAGCCAGGAAGCAAGCUGGGAAGUAAGUCGGGAACUAAGCCAGGAAUUGAGCAGGGAAGUGAUCUGGAAAGCAAGUUGGGAAGCAAGCUAGGAAAUGAGGCAGGAAGUGAGUGGGCAAGUGAGCUGGGAAGCAAGCUGGGAAAUGAUCUGGGAAUGGAGCUGGGAAGUGAGCCGAGCUCUCACGACCCUGGGAAUGUGGCUGAAACACUGAGCAGCCAUUCUGAGAAGGAAACACUUGCCCCAAGCACCGGGGUCUCCCCAGGGAUUUCCAAUGCCCAGAUGGCAGAUGAUGGAUGUUCCCAGAGCACGGAGAAGGAUUUGGCUGGUGGAAGCAUGAGCAGGGAGACCAAGGGGAACAGCGAAUCCAUCCGGACCCUCAGUGUCACCUCGAACCUGGGGCUGCUGAUGACAGCGAGUGAUGCAGAGUCCGAAACCUCCUACUCUUUCUCCUCGGUCGCAAAGAUUCAGGUGGAGGAGAACUACAUCCCUGAGAGGCAGGGGAAGGACAAGGACAACCGGAUGGUCCCCGGGCUCAGAGGCAAAGUCUAUGACUACUACGUGCAGUCCAUCUCCGAGUCGGUGCUGAAGAAGAAAUGUCUCCCCUACAUCCCUCCGGGAAUAUCCCAGUGUCGCAGCUCCGAGUGGGUCAAUGAAGAGCUGCAGAGCUUUGCAACCCAGAACCAGGACCCAGCUUUGGCAGCACGUGAUUCCAUCACCUCCUCCACAGUCCCACCACCCACGAGGAGCUCAGAAGCCUCUCCUGAGCCACCGUCUCCCGGCCGCAGGAACAGCAUCCUCCAGAUCGCCGACAGCCCCCACCUCCAGCUGCCCAUGGAGGGGUUUGGGGUCACAGCUCCAGCUGGAACACCACCACCUGGAAGUCCCCAGCCAGGACUGGUGGCGAGUCCUGACCCCACCCAGCUGCCACCAGACACCCCCCUGGACCUGGGGAACUGCUACGAGGUGCUCAGCACAGCCAAGGCACAGGGGCUCAGAGCCCUCCAGGAGGCUGCCUACAGGGUGAUGAGUGACAACUACCUGCAGGUGCUGAGGACACCCUCCAUCUACGGCCGCCUCAACGCCGGCGAGCGGGAGCUGAUCCUGCGACGGAGGAUGGAGGGGAAGAUGUUCGUGGUGGUGGCAGAUGUCAGUGGGCUGGAGCCCGACCUCUGCCCCGGCCGCCUCUGCUACUAUGACGAGGGAGGGGACUGCUGGCACCACCUCUGCCAUGUGCCACCGGAGGUGCUGUCCCGGUGCUGUGCCACGUGCAGCAUGUUCAACUACCUCUUUGUGGUGUCUGGCUGCGAGGGCGUGGGCCAGGCACGGAGACCCUCCAACCGUGUCUUCUGCUACGACCCCCUGACCGACGUCUGGAGGGAGAUCUGUCCCCUGAACCAGGCGCGGCCACGCUGCAAACUCGUCGCCCUGGACGGGCACCUGUACGCCAUCGGCGGCGAGUGCCUAUGCACGGUGGAGCGCUACGACCCCCGGCGCGACCGCUGGGCCUUCGUGGCGCCGCUGCCCCACGACACGUUUGCGGUGGCCCACACGGCCACGGCGUGCCACGGGGAGAUCUACGUCACCGGGGGCACCCUGCGCUACGUCCUGCUGCGCUACAACCCCCGCUGGGACAGCUGGAGGGCCGUCCCGGCCGUGGGCAGCAGGGACGGGACGGCCGAGAUGGUGAGCGCCGAUGGCUUCAUCUACCGCUUCGAGCGGCAGCGCGGCACCGGCGUCAGCGUCCACCGCUGCGGCGCCGGGGCCAGGCUGUGGUACCGGUGUGCCAACUACGCCCUGCCUGACCCACCCGGCUUCCAGUGCGCCGCCAUGGGCAGCCUGGUCCACUGCCUCGGCCGCCGCCUCCACCUUCGCUUCCUGGCCGACCACAUCUCGCCGCGCUUCGGGGCCAAGGAGCUGCAGCCCUUCCCCGUGCCCCACGGCAGCCUCCUCCCGGCCGUGCUGGUGCUGCCGCAGGGAGGGACGGCACAGACUCGGGUCUGAGCGGCCGUGGUUUGGUCCCGUGAGAUGACCGGUGGUGGCUCAGGUGUGAUGUGAUGGUCAGAGCCGGGAGGAGAAGCCACCAGCCCACUUUGCACUGUGUCACCCCCACCCUCCAUCAAACAGGGACUGAGCAGGGAAACAAACUGCCCUUGGCCACUGCCAGGAACCCCAGCCUUGAGGAUACAAGGAAGAGCAAAGCAGGAGCUGGGCGGGCUCGUUGGUGAGAGGUGUUUAAACACAGGUGUGUUUGCUUGGAUGCAAAUAAACGCGGAUCCCUGCAGGCUCCCAGCUGCUCACUGCCCCUGGAGUGGCUGCUCAGGCACCAGGUGUUCAAUAUUGACAUGGACACGCAGCACAUGGUGGAUUUUAGGGUGGAGGAACAUGGCAGGGAGGUUGGAUCUCAAGGGAGGUACCACCCAAAGGUCAGCCCUAUCAGCACUGAGCCUUCAGGUUUGAUCUCCCACAUCCCCCUAGGGUUGGAGCUUUGGGGCUGGGGGUGCCCUGCUCCUACCGGUGCCUUGUUAUCCCUUACCUUCUCCUCAGAAUGGAAUUAUAUAUAUAUAUAUUUAUAUCUGUCUAUGUAUUUAUAUGCACGUGAUGUAAAUAGGCACUAUGGAUUUCUAGACAGCUGGUUUUAAAUGAAAUUAAAGAGAACAUUUGGUAAAAUUAA
Chiroxiphia lanceolata (lance-tailed manakin) is the source of this 2982-nucleotide messenger RNA. RefSeq names its product kelch domain containing 7A (gene KLHDC7A). Gene Ontology annotation, molecular function: protein binding. NCBI's taxonomy places the organism in Eukaryota, Metazoa, Chordata, Aves, Passeriformes, Pipridae. The transcript is spliced from 2 exons. The record is from RefSeq and is a predicted model, not a curated record. Bases 117 to 2312 code for a protein of 731 amino acids.